AUGGAGAUUUCGUUGGCUUGGUUAAACUUUUUGUCGAUGCAAGCCGAAGGAUUCACUGAUCAGAGUGAUUUCCAAGCAAGUUUAGCAACACGACGUAAAGUUUCCUUGUUUCUUGCAUGUUUUGAAAUGAGCGAAAAACUUUUCCAACAAACUGUUGCUUUUGACACUGGUAGCAGCCUAUUUUUGGUCCAUUGCGGUAAUCCAGUGGGUGGUGAUGGUGAAUAUUCGUUAGAUCCACCCUAUAAUUCUGCAGGGUCCUCAACUUUUUCAAAUUUAGCAGACAUGAAUAUUGUAACAAUGCCACUCUGUGCUUUUGUGACAAAAAAUCAUGCAAAUAUUAUAUGCAAUAUGGAACUGGAUUUUCAAGAGGGAUACUUGCAAACAGCAGCCAAUGACUACAAUGGACUGCUUGAACUUGGGACAGCAAAACAUUCCUUACUAUCACAAUUGGGAUCUGGUGAAUUUUCUUAUUGUAUUGAGAAAUUAGGUGAUUCUAGCUAUGAUAAAAAUAUACUAAUCGUUGGAAAGAAUUUAGCCACUGGAGGAGAUUCAACUCCUUUUCAAAUUGCUGGCUUCAAAUACUAUGCAGACCUAGAAGGCAUAAGUUUUGGAGGUAAGAUGCUUGACAAUGACAAUGAACAAUUGAAAAUAUCAAAUCAUAAGGGUGGUGCAGCUUUUGAUUCUGGUGCAAGUUCUAGUGCUCUUCAGCCAAUGGCAUAG
Molecule: messenger RNA, 720 nt
Organism: Coffea eugenioides
Lineage: Eukaryota; Viridiplantae; Streptophyta; Magnoliopsida; Gentianales; Rubiaceae
Exons: 2
Coding region: 1-720 (239 amino acids)
Cellular component (GO): extracellular region
Source: RefSeq, a predicted model, not a curated record